Mesocricetus auratus (golden hamster) is the source of this 3742-nucleotide messenger RNA. It is a transcript of the gene Htra4, whose product is annotated as HtrA serine peptidase 4. Gene Ontology annotation, molecular function: serine-type endopeptidase activity; protein binding. Gene Ontology annotation, cellular component: extracellular region. NCBI's taxonomy places the organism in Eukaryota, Metazoa, Chordata, Mammalia, Rodentia, Cricetidae. The record is from RefSeq and is a predicted model, not a curated record. Gene Ontology annotation, biological process: positive regulation of apoptotic process; programmed cell death; proteolysis.
GUCUGGCAGGGGCAGCACCCAGGCCAGGAAAAAGUGUUGCUCACUUUAGACCAGUUGUGAAUUUUGAGUGAAGUAACUGGAAAAGCAACUGGAAAAGCAGAAUCCAAGAGGACAGGGAACAAAAUGAGCUCCCAGCCACUGUGGGCCGUGUGGGUUCAGUUUCUCCUGCUGUGGCUGCUGCUGCAGCUGCCUGUUCCCUGGGCAGAGGCCAGGAGGUCCAGGGGCUCGAUGCCCUGUCCGGAGGUCUGCGAUGCCACACGCUGCCCGCCACUGCCCACCUGCUCGACCGGCACGGCGCCGGUACCCGACCGCUGCGGCUGCUGCCACGCGUGCCCUGCGGCUGAGGGUCAGGAGUGUGGCGGGGCGCGGGGCCGGCCGUGCGUCUCGGGGCUGCGCUGCGGUGCCCCGUUCUCCCGGGAGCCUGCGGGGGGCGCAUGGCUGGGCACCUGCGGCUGCGUGGAGGGCGUGGAGGGCGCGGCGGUGUGCGGCAGCGACGGGCGCACCUAUCCCAGUCUGUGCGCGCUCCGGAGGGAGAACCGAGCCGCACGCCUGCGGGGCUCACCCCCGGCAGUGCCUGUACAGAAGGGAGGCUGCGGGGACACAGAGACCAAAAGUGCGGGGCGGCUCCGGAGGAAGUAUAACUUUAUCGCCGCGGUGGUGGAGAAGGUGGCGCCAUCUGUGGUUCACUUGCAGCUAUUCCGCAGAUCGCCUCUCACCAACCAGGAAAUCCCUGCCUCCAGUGGCUCUGGGUUCAUCGUGUCCGAGGAUGGGCUCAUCAUCACCAAUGCCCACGUCCUCACCAACCAUCAGAAGAUCCAGGUAGAGCUCCAGAGUGGGGCCCAGUAUGAAGCCACUGUCAAAGACGUCGACCAUAAACUGGAUCUUGCGCUGAUUAAGAUUGAGCCAAAUACUGACCUUCCUGUGUUGCUGCUAGGGAGAUCGUCUGAUCUCCGGGCUGGAGAGUUCGUGGUGGCUUUGGGCAGCCCGUUUUCUCUGCAGGACACGGUGACUGCGGGGAUUGUCAGCACCACACAGAGAGGUGGCAGAGAGCUGGGACUGAAGGAUUCAGACAUAGACUAUAUCCAGACCGACGCCAUCAUUAACCACGGGAAUUCCGGGGGGCCGUUGGUGAACUUGGACGGUGAUGUGAUUGGUAUAAACACACUGAAGGUGACUGCAGGAAUCUCCUUUGCGAUUCCCUCGGAUCGGAUCAGACAGUUCCUGGCAGAUUAUCACGAGCGCCAGUUGAAAGGAAAGGCCCCCUCACAGAAGAAAUACCUGGGUCUUCGAAUGUUGCCCCUCACCCUGAACCUCCUUCAAGAGAUGAAGAGGCAAGAUCCAGAUUUCCCUGAUGUGAGUUCUGGAGUUUUUGUAUACGAAGUGAUUCAAGGAACGGCUGCUGCAAGCUCGGGGUUGAGAGACCAUGAUGUAAUUGUCAGCAUAAAUGGGCAACCUGUCACCACCACAACUGAUGUCAUUGAAGCUGUUAAGGACAAUGACUUUCUCUCCAUCACUGUGCGUCGAGGAAGUCAAACCUUGUUUCUGACAGUCACACCUGAGAUAAUCAAUUAAGAAUCUUACUUUGAAAAACAGUCUACCAAAACCAGUUAUGUUACCUGGUUUGUAUUGAAGAAGUGGUCAAGAUGGCAGGGGCUUUAGGACAUCAAGAAAAAUGAAUGUUUUGAAUGCAUUAACACACGUGUUUGUACACACACACACACACACACACACACACACACACACACACACACACACACACACACACACGAAUCUUGAGGUUGAGGGUGCUCCGCUGUUGCAAAAAAAACAAAACAAAACAAAAACCCCUAAACAAAACCUUUUUAAGACAAGUGGAAGCAGCCAUGUGGUCUGAUAAAAUUUAAAGACUGAAAAACAGGCAAUUCCCAACUGAAUCUUGACAGGUUACUUUAGUAACCUCCUGUAUAGCCACAAACUGAUAUGUCACACAUAUGUAUAAAUAAUCUACCUAUCGAAUAUUAAGAGCCUGAAUCUGGAGUAAAAAAGGUAAUCACGUUUUAACAAUCCUCCUUUGUAUACUCAGUUUCCCAGGUUGUAUCACACUUUUGGCCAGGGAUUGUGAGUAGAAAAGUCAUCAAUUACAAGACAGAUGGAAACUAAUGACAUCAGAUUACAACACAGGAAUAUUCUCAAAAUGACAUUUUAGAAACAAUUUUGAUCCUCCAGUAUUUCUGAGAACAUCUUCCAUUAAAAUAGUUUUUGAACCAUGUAUAGACUUAUACACAGGUUCUUCUUUUUUCAAUGGAGCUUACAAACACUCAGAUUUUACAUAGGUAGGGCUGACUCAUGGCUUAAAUAGCUUAUUUUGGUUAGGAUUUUUAGUUACUGUCUUCUAGACUUGGGAGGGUUGCUGGGGAUCAAACCUGGGGACCAGUGCACAUUAGAUAAGGGCUUACCAUGGAGCAUUCCAAAUUUUUUUUUUAAUAUGGCACUCCUGGCUCUCCUUAAAGUCUAUAUGAAGCUUACUUUGUAUAUUUUUAGGUCUAGUUUCUUUACAAUUAAUCUAAAAAUAUAGCCUUGGUGUGUAGAAAUUAUGAAUUGCCUCUUCCAAUUGCUUUUGUUGUAAGUAGGGUUAAGGUUGUUGUGGUUUUAAGUUUUCACAGUUGCCAUCUUUAGUAAUGUGGGGACAGUGAUAUUAAUCGAGGAUCCUGAGGCAGAAACUUUUUUUUUUGGUUUUUCGAAGCAGGGUUCCUCUGUGUGUAUUCCUGGCUUUCCUGGAACUUGCUCUGCAAGACCAGACUAGCCUCAAACUCACAGAGAUCCACCUGCCUCGCCUCCUGAGUUCUACAAAAUGAUCCUCUGUUUCCAGGACUAAUUUUACCUGAACGUGGCGUUUCUGCUGUUUCUAGAGUCCAUGGCUAGUUAGCUGAAGUGCAGGCUCUUGGUCUAAGGACUGGGACACACAGUGACAACGGGGACUUGGGAAGGCAGAAGCUUGACUUGCUUUAACAUUGUGGCACAUGGGAAAACUUUUACUGUCCCACUUGUGUGGACAGAAUGCGUUUCCUCUCUCUCCCCAAGAUAUCUGGACUUGCCCCCUCCCCCCAGUCAGUAUCUUCUAAGUAGGCAUACACUUUUCUUUCCAAGGGCAUGGAGUUCACAUUUUGUCUCAACUAAUUAUGCAGAAAGUGUUAGUUACUUGUACAAAAUCUUUUUUUCUUUUUAAAGACAUAGUCUCACUAUGUAGACCGGGCAGUUCUCUAACUCAACAAGAGAUCUACUUGCCUCUGCCUCCCAAGUGCUGCAAAUGAAGUGUCCUCUAGUCGAUACAGCCUCUGAUAUAUGGGACCCAUAUUGUAAAGGCUGAUUAAAAUCGGAAAAUACUAAUUUUAGACAGGACAACUCUGUUAACUCAUACGUGUCUACCAUUGGUUGGGUUUCAAACCAUAACUGGAAUGAAGAAGUUACUGUCUGUAGAACAUUACAGCAGUCCACAGCCAGGCUUAAUAAGGGUACUUGUAUUAGACUUGGUAUGCUUAGGACCAAGUGUGGAACAGUCGACUUGAAGGAGGCGGGCUGCAGGAGGACCCUACAUAUCCAAGCCCCAACUUUCACUUUAAAUGCUCGCCCUUCAGUAAAGACAAUUCUGGAGUUUCCUUCUCUAUUGGAAAUCCACAACAGCCUAGGUUUUAAAACUUUAUUCUGUAAUUUAAAAUCACAGAGUCAGAAUUUUGGUGUGUAUUAAAAUCCACGGUCAUUUCUA